Molecule: messenger RNA, 1473 nt
Organism: Pedinophyceae sp. YPF-701
Lineage: Eukaryota; Viridiplantae; Chlorophyta; Pedinophyceae
Source: the annotation of a GenBank genome assembly
AUGGGGGACGAGUACGACGAGCUGUACGGGGGCGGCAGCGGCGCCGCCCGGGCCGCCCCUCCUGCACCCCAGGCUGGCGCCCCUCCGCCGCCACCGCCCUCGAGCUCCGACCCGUACGCCGUGCUGGAGCGCGAACAGCCGCCGGGGCUUCCACCGGGCCUCAGCGGGCUGGCGAACAUCAAGCAGGAGCCCGGAGCGCCCCCUGGUCCGCCCCCAGGUGGACUACCUCCUCCCCCCGGGCCGCCCCAGGGCUUCCACGCGCACGAUCAGCGCGCCUACCAAGCACCUCCCGGUCCCCCUCCCGGAGCGCCGCCGCCAUACUCUCCACACGGCGGGGCGCCACCGCAUGCGGCCCCCGGCACCGCCUUCCCUCCCGGACCGCCGGGCGCCCCAGGGGGCUUCCCACCGCCGCCCGCUCCGGGCCAGGAUCCACGAUCAGGAGCGCCGCCGCCGCCGCCCCCGGCCGACGACGACGACGACGACGUCGAGAUCCACCUCAACACCGCCGUCGUCCCCGCCGGCCCCCCCGGCGGCCGCGGCCUGCCCGGAAGACCCCCCCCCCGCCUGAGCGGCUACCCCAGCCGCCCGCCCCCCGCCGGCGGAGGCCCGCAGAGCCGCAGCCGCUGGGGCGGCCACAUGGGCCGCGGCGCCAUCGCGCCGUACUCGAUGCCGGAGGGCAUGGGCCCGAUCCACGGCGGCGGGCGCGCGUACGUGCGCACAGACGAGUUUGGCAACGCCGCGCCCGUCACGGAGGAGGCGCACGCGCAGGGGGACCCGAUGAACGCGAAGUUCCCGUCCAAGGCGGGCCCGGACGACUGGAUCUUGAUCCCCGAGCACCAGCGCGUGGAGCCGGAGGAGUACACGGAGUUUCGCGAGCUCGGAUACGGCCGGUUGUAUGACUUGGAUCUGGACCGUUGUGUCAUGAAAGGGGGGAUGGCCGGGCCCUGGCUGGACGCGGCGGCGGACCCGGGGGAGUUCUUCAACUACGGGCUCACGAAGGAGACCUUCCAGGAGUACCAGCGGCAGGUGCAGAUGUUCCGCAAAACAUAUGAUUUGAAGAGCGACAUCAAACUGAUGGAAUCGGACCGGAUGAUCUCGCCCGGGGACCGCGAAGUGCCGCCCGAGGCGCGCCGCGGCGGCGGCGGCCCGCCCGCGCGCCCCGCCACCUGGGGGCGCUAUGUCGGGCGCGGGUACGACGCAGCGUGGCUGCCGUGGACGCACGACCUCGUGCGGCGCGACGAGGAGCCGUACGUCUGCACGAUCCUCGUCAAGUCCACGGAGGACCCCAUCGAGGAGCCGCCCAACGAGCUCGCCCUCGCGGCGGCCCCGCUCACGCCCCCGCAGGGCCGCGGCGGCGACCACGCUGCCGAGACGCGCCGCCGCCGCCGCCGCCGCGCGGCGAGCGCGGCGACGCGUUCGACGGCGGCGCCCCGGGCGCCGGGAACCCCGCGGAGGACCCUAUGUCGAUCUUGA